UUCUCAUGCAUGUACAUGUUAUAGCAACAUCAUACCAGAUUGUUUCUUUCUUCAUUGUUAAAUUUUCCGCGAAAAUGAAUACAGAAAACGCUGUUCCAGUGAAGCAACAGAACGUGUCGGCAGAAGCAGAUCAAGGUGGGAAGACGACGGAUACGAGCCGGAAAUACUUACCUUUAUCCCAUGCUAUAAGCCGAGGCGACUUGCAAGGUGUGAAAGACUUCCUGGAUCGCUUCCCAAACGCCUUGACCGCAUGGAUAGACACCGUAGAAACGCCAUUGCUGAAAGCUUGUACGUGUGGACAAGCCGAGAUAGUGAAGGAGCUAUUGCGGAGGAUGACUCCCGAGCAAACCCUGAAUCCGAAAAAGGAUAAGGAGAGUAAUUUAGCCUUCACUCCUCUCACGAUUGCCGCUGUCAACGGGAAUUUGGAGAUCGCUGAUGCCUUGCUCGCAAAGAAUCCUGAGCUAGCCGAGAUUGCAGAUAGCUCGGGGGAUUCCAUACCCGUUAUCACGGCUGCUAUUGCUGGACACAAGGAGAUGGUUCACUUUCUUUAUCAGAGAACCCCUCUCCAUGUUUUGCUUGCUUCCGAAGGAUCCUUUGCUUCAAAUCUUCUUAUGAAUGCCGUUUUCUAUGGAAUGCUCGAUAUGGCGUUACAGCUCUUGGAAGUGAGCCCACGCUUGGCUAUAACCAAACACCCGAGUCUAAAAAUUUCGGCGUUUGAAGUUUUGGCUCUGAAGCCUGAUCUGUUUCUAAGCGGUUGCGAUAUCAGAUCCUGCCAUCGCCUAAUAUACUCUUUUAUAAAAGUUGAGCAGCGAACUGAUCCAACGAAUUCGAUUUCAGAUCUAUGCCAAAGUUUAGGGAUGAAGAUACUUCAAUGUCUCCCCAACUCGUUCGGAGUCAGCAGAAUGUAUGAACUUAAAGAUAUACAUUGCAAAGCUCGUAAAUUUGUACGGCUAGCCUGUAACGAGACCGAUGAUACGUGGAGGGAGACAGCCGGAACUGUGAUUUUGUUGGCGGUGAGAUAUGGAAACAAGGAACUCCUGGUAGAGAUGAUCAAAUCUUACCCCGACAUCCUUUGGUGCUACAAUGUUGAUACCGGGAGAUACCUCUUUCAAAUGGCCGUGGAGUUUCGGAAAGAGAAGAUAUUCGAGCUGAUCUACGGGCUGGAUGACAGGAAAACCAUCCUGCUUAAGCUACCCGACAAAAACGAUAACUCCAUUCUUCACAUCGCUGGUUAUCUCUCCCCUCCCGAGGAACUCUCUCGGGUUGCAGGUGCGGCUCUCAAGAUGCAGAGAGAGCUUCAAUGGUUCAAGGAAAUAGAGAGGAUAGUGCCAGACAUAGAAAAGGAAAAGAGAAACAAAGAAGGACUCACCCCAUUACAGUUCUUUGAAAUAAAUCACGAACCGCUACGUAAGGAAGCCGAGAAAUGGAUGAAAGGCACUGCCUCUGCUUGCAGCGUCGUGGCCGCUCUCAUAGCCACCGUCACUUUUCAAGCCAUUUUCACCGUUCCGGGUGGCACCAAGGACGAUUCCGGCAUACCUUUCCAUCUCAAGGACGCUCCUUUCAUGGUGUUCGUCUUUGCCGAUAUCCUCUCCUUCUUCGCCUCUUGCACUUCUGUCCUCAUUCUCCUCGGCAUCCUCACCGACAGAUACGCUUUCGACGACUUUUUCGUGUCCUUGCCCUCGAAGAUGAUAGCUGGUCUAGCCACUCUGUUCAUCUCGGUUGCAGCCAUGCUCGUGGCCUUCUCCACUGCGCUUUUCACAACGCUGAAUAAGACGCCUUGGCUCGUGAUCCCGGUUAUCCCCUUGGCUUGCCUGCCUGCAACUCUCUUCGUACUGAUGCAAUAUCCUCUUUUCAAGGUGAUGAUUUCCUCCACGUACGGGAAAGGACUCUUCAACAAGGACACCAGACCUUGGUUCAAUUGAUGAUUAUGAUGUUGAUGAAGAAUCAUGAUGCCCUUUUCAUAUCUUACGCGUUUGUGUGUUUUGUAAUAAGAAAUAAAAAUUGUUUCCUUUGGAUUUGUUGUCAGAUCUUUGUUGUGGGUUUUUGCUGAAAUGCAAGUUGUGUCUCUUGCCAUAUAA
This is a messenger RNA of Tarenaya hassleriana, 2078 nucleotides long. Its product is annotated as ankyrin repeat-containing protein ITN1-like. The record is from RefSeq and is a predicted model, not a curated record. The transcript has 7 exons. Gene Ontology annotation, molecular function: protein binding. NCBI's taxonomy places the organism in Eukaryota, Viridiplantae, Streptophyta, Magnoliopsida, Brassicales, Cleomaceae. Bases 6 to 1922 code for a protein of 638 amino acids.